UUCGUCGCAAACAGUCGUGUAGUUGAAACGUAGGUUAGACAUGAAAUGGCACUAGUGUAUGUUCGGAUAUAACACAGAGUGAACGUCCAAUGCAUGGUAGACUAAAUGAACUAUGAUUUUAACGGCUGUGUUAAAGGUUAUUUCUCGUUAUUUAAAUGCCUCUAGCAUAUAAUGUGAAGUGGUAUGAAUUAAGAAUCUACUCCAAAUCGUGAUAAUCUUUGGUUUGAAAAUAUAUGCAAGAAUUGUGCUGCAUAUCUAUUGGCUAAAUGUGUUCAUAUCAGUUUUAACUUUAAAAAGUGUGAAAAUAGUGUUGCUACGAAUAAAAUUUAGCUGGAUACGACAAUACAAGCUUAAGUAGAACGAAUAAUAUGCAGAUGAAACUAAUCAUGGUCGUUGCCCUGUUUAUGGGAAAUCUGGAAGGAUUCUAUGGCAAGCCCACAUUUCUUCUUCAGGAGCUCAAAACCAACAGUAUUUCCUGCUGGCUCCUAUAAAAUUGGUUCCUUGGUCGCUGAAUAUUUCCGAUGGUGCUCCUCUUCGUGCAAUGAAGCGUCGUAUAGCCUUUUUGCACGAAUCCGUGGACAAAGUUGCAACGAUUUCCAGAUGGACUGCGCGCACUGUUAAACAGCGAACAACUCCGCACAGGUCGAGCUAAAAAUGGAGCAUAGUGGAACUAAUGCCGAUACAAUAACCCAUGCUACUGUAAGGCGUCCCUCAUCGAUAAUUGUCCCACACCGGAUUUAUUCUCAACAACCCUACCUGAGCACAGCAAGACGCGAAAGGAGUGAUCAUAAUACUGGCGAUGAGGGUGUUGUUGCUGCUUCAGAAAGUUUCUACCCAUCUUUUCUACGAAACUCAAGACAUAAUUUCCAGCCGUCUGAGGCAGAUCGAUAUAAAAUAGCAUCCACUGGGCGAGCGAAAUACGCAGACACAAUUUUGGGUUCUGGAGAUUUUGGCGUUCUUAAAGGAGGAACUUUCUACCAAGAUAACGACCCGCCAUUGAGAUCUUACUACAACGAUUUCUUUGGGCUGAAUAUAAACAAUCAUAAUGGCCACCAACGCCCAUUCGCUUCGCCGCUUAUACAAAAAAUUCGUUAUCCUUCCGACUCAUUGGAUCCGUUCUCUAACUUUCGAGAUUUCGCCGAUAUCAAUGUUUCUAAUGAUGCAGGCCAAUACUCAGAGUUCUUCGUCGUAUAUGCCAAUAACAAUAGUAACCUAUUACAUGUAGGGAACAAAGAUGAAGAAACAACUCAUAACGAAAAACAUGUACAGAACAUUAAAGAUCAACUUGACCUUAUCGAUAAAGAGAUUAGCAUAGAAAAUAAGUUAUCUAAACUAAGUAAAUCAAAAACGAAACUAGCUAAAUUUAAGAAACAAACGUGUAAGAAAUGUUUAAAAGGUCGACCGAACAUGGCAUCAAGUACAACAUCAAACCCACAAUCUGACAAAGAUUUCAUGCUAGCUUUAAGCUAAAGACCAUUCAUCAUUACAAGCAAAAUAUCUAACAAUUUGAUAAGGAUUGGAGGAACUUCUUUAAGCAUAACAUGAGACUGCAUAUCAAAAAUUUUGCAUGCUUAGUAAUAUAGUUUGAACUGAGGACCGAGUUUCAUUAUGGAUAUUUCAAAAAAAUAGACGAACAAACUAGUAGUUCAUCACCUCAAGCAUAUUGAAUUUAUCUUACACAUAGGUCAUAAACCUCCAAUAUGAAAACACAAAGAUAAUGAACCAUCUAAGGGGAGGCUAGCAUGUAGUGUAAACCUAGAAUGGAGAUUAAUAAUUAAUCCUACGAUGGUGAAAACUUGUACAACUUUUAAGAAAAUAACUCCUCGUAGUACGAGGUUCCACUUGAACAUACAAAUUUGUCGGAUGUUUCCACAGACUCACAUAGCACAUUUAGUUGUAUAUGAUUAAGCUGUGAAAAUGUAUGUGUUCAUAAGUAUAGAUUAACAUACAGAUUACAGAGCUAAAGUUAAAUAGGAUUAAAGGAUUCACAUGAUUCACAUGACACUUUCAAAUUACAUGGAAAGUAUGAAAAUAACUAUAUACCAUGGAAAAAAGAGAAAAAAGCUCUUGUGAGUAGAACUUAGACCUGUGAUAGAAUGAAUACUAUCUUAUGAAUUAAUCACAAUAGAUUUUGCGACAUUCACAAUCAGAAUUCUAACUUCAAAAAAUAUAUGUACAGUCCACACUAUUGUAAUUAAUUUGAUAAUUUUGAUGAAUAAAUAUUUUAUAUAGA
This is a messenger RNA of Toxorhynchites rutilus septentrionalis, 2233 nucleotides long. RefSeq lists its product as uncharacterized. The transcript has 3 exons. NCBI's taxonomy places the organism in Eukaryota, Metazoa, Arthropoda, Insecta, Diptera, Culicidae. The coding region runs from base 655 to 1470 and encodes 271 amino acids. The record is from RefSeq and is a predicted model, not a curated record.